AUGUACAACAGCCUUUCAAAGCCGGUGACAGAUGCUGAAAUUAAACAUGCAGUCAAAGCUAUCAAAAGCGACAGUGCACCGGGGAUAGAUGGCAUGACAGGUCAGUUCUUUCAAAGAUACUGGAGCAUCACGAGUGCACAAGUGACCAAGGACGUGAAACAGUUCUUCGAGUCUGGAGUGAUGCCUACAGACUGGAACCAUACUCAACGGUGCUUGUUACCAAAGGUGCCCAAUGCAAAACAAAUGAAGGAUCUGAGACCAAUUAGUCUUUGCUCGGUGGUGUAUAAGAUCAUCUUGAAAGUGUUGAGCAACAGGCUAAAGGUUAUCCUACCUCAGAUUGUCUCUCCGACCCAAGGAGCCUUUGUUGCAGGUCGGUUGACUUCAGAUAAUCUUCUCACAGCGCAUGAGAUGAUUCAUGGUCUCAAGACGAAUCCCAACUGUAGAGGAGAUUAUAUAGCUAUAAAGACAAAUAUGUCUAAAGCUUAUGAUAAAGUGGAGUGGGAUUUCUUGGAGACCUUGUUCACGAAGUUGGGGUUUGCUGGGCGUUGGAUUGAGUGGGUAAUGAGCUGCGUUCGAGCAGAACAAAAUGGAUCACUUACAGGCAUGAAGUUGACGAGGAACUGCCCUUCUGUUCAGCAUUUUCUUUUUGCAGAUGACAGUAUGUUCCCGUGUAAAGCCAGUUUAUGUGAAUGUACUGAGUUAUUAAGAUGCUUGAAGCUGUAUGAAGACUCAUCGGGUCAGGUUAUAAACUUCCAGAAGUCAGCGAUCACGUUUGGUGCUAAUAUUGAUCCGGUUAUGAGGAGGUUGUUGGCUGAGAUUCUACAGAUUGAAAACGAAGGUGGCGAAGGGAACUACUUGGGUUUACCUGAAUGCUUCUCGGGUUCAAAACAUAAACUGCUUGCUUUCAUUGGUGAGAAACUUAACGAGAGAUUACGAGGUUGGUUUGCCAAAAAGCUUUCCCAUGGAGGAAAGGAGGUGCUCCUCAAUUCUAUUGCUAUGGUGCUCCCGGUGUACGCGAUGUCAUGUUUCUGCUUGACCAAACACCAUUGCCAAAAGAUCAUGAGUGCAAUGGCCAGCUUCUGGUGGGCUGAAGAAAGUGUCAAAAAGAAGAUUCAUUGGAUUGCUUGGAAAAAUAUAUGUGUACCAAAGGACAAAGGUGAUUUGGGUUUCAGGGAUAUAGAAGAUUUCAACCAAGCUCUAUUGGCAAAACAAGCAUGGAAGCUGCAUAAUGAGCCUGAUAGCUUACUGGCGAGGGUCUACAGAGGUCGCUAUUACUCUGCAUCGAGCUUCUUAGAUCUAUUGAGGAAAGGACUAGUUAAAUCCAUUGGAGACGGGAAAAAUACCUACGUUUCAGAGCUGAUAGGAGAUGAUGGAAAAUGGAAAAUAGAUACAUUGGAGGAACUAUUCCCACCAAAUGAAGUUCAACGUAUCAAGCAGAUCAUACUGGGUAACAUGGAUGACAAGGAGAUUUGGGCCUUUAAUAAGGCUGGAGACUACUCAGUUAAAAGUGGAUGUUCGCUGCUAAGGAAACCAGCUGAGAAUGCGGGAGAAGAAGGUAUGGUGCAUGAUCAGGCUGUGAUUGAGCUGAAGAAACAAAUAUGGAGAAUGAGAACUAUCCCCAAGAUUCGAACGUUUGUAUGGUGUGCAGCAUCGGGGGCCCUAGCGGUAGCAGAACGUCUUACGGCCCAUGGCAUGCCUGUGGAGAUGACAUGUAAGUUAUGCCACCAAGGGAUAGAGACAAUUGAGCAUGUUCUGUUUCAGUGCACAAAGACACAAGAGCUCUUGAGUGAGUUUGAUCUAACCUCGGGCCAUUCCUUUCAUGCUGGUACACUCACAGAGUUGUUGAAUGAAUCGUUAGAAGAAGCAACAUUAUGGCAUGAUUUGAAUAGAGUACAGAGCAGUGGCAUUCCAAUGCCUAAUGACCUAGGAGUGCCAAAGCAGUGGACUCCACCAACGCCUGAACUUGUGAAGUGCAACUUUCAUACAAGCUGGAGGAAUAAUAGAUACCACUCAAGAGGAGCUUGGAUCACAAGGGAUCAUAUGGGAGCAGUGGGUAUGCACGCAAGAGACGCUUUUGCUCCAUCACCGGAUAAAUUAUCCGCAGAAAUUGAAUGUUUACUAUGGGUCCUUCGUAGUCUGAGAGAUUUGUGGCUAGAAGAAGUUAUUAUAGGUACAGACUCUUCGAGCUUAUUGGAAGCUAUAAAGAACCCGUCACGUUGGCCACGGUACAGAGGGUUUCUUAGCCACAUUGCUGCAGUUUGCACUGAAUUUGAAGUGAUUUCCUUUGAAGUGGAAUCAAGUGAGUCCAAUCAGGUGGCGAGAAAGAUAGCUAAGAGCGUUCUGAGAGAUGGACAGUUCCAGUCUUACCUUACAAUGGGAGGACCAUUGUGGUUACCUGAUCUCAUCCGAACUGAGGUUACAAUCGUUAGUUCUUAA
Molecule: messenger RNA, 2436 nt
Organism: Brassica rapa (field mustard)
Lineage: Eukaryota; Viridiplantae; Streptophyta; Magnoliopsida; Brassicales; Brassicaceae
Molecular function (GO): RNA-DNA hybrid ribonuclease activity; nucleic acid binding
Source: RefSeq, a predicted model, not a curated record